This is a messenger RNA of Linum trigynum, 4497 nucleotides long. The record is from the annotation of a GenBank genome assembly. Lineage: Eukaryota; Viridiplantae; Streptophyta; Magnoliopsida; Malpighiales; Linaceae.
ACACCAUCAGGUGUACUUGGUAUCACAAUUAACUAAAUGUGUACACACAAUUUCAUGGGCGGACCCAGGAGGGUUUAGGGGUGUCCCGGGACACCCCUAAAUUUUGGAAAUAUGAUUAAUCAACCUCUGGUGGCAAUACGUAUGGACAAAAAAUUAUAAUUAAUAGUCCGGGACACCCUGGAAUUUUAAAAAAAGACUAUCCUACUCUCGUUUGUAGUUUGCGUAUGAGAAUAUAAGUGGUGGUUUGGAUAAUUCAAACCGGGGACACUACUAUUAUUAAUAAAUAUAAUUUCCAUUAGGCUACAAAUUUUUUGUUGUUCUAUUCUAAACACUUUGUAAUAGCAAAAUCCUUAUUUUCAAAACCUAACAAUUAAUCUAAUUAUAAGCUACUCUUAAUUUGUAUUGAUUUUAUGGUUGUACGACAAGUGCUGAAAGUGUCUUUUCAGUUUGAGUUACUUCAAGAACAAAUUUAGAGGUCUAAUAUGCGUCAGUUCGUGAAUGAGCAGUGUAGACACCAAGAGUAUUUUACAAUUUUUUCAGAAUAUGAAAAUACAUCAUAAUUUUUUUUAACUUGUACGAGUUGGGUUUUUUCUUAUUUAAUUUUAAUUUUACUUUAUUUUUUGAAAGAGGACACCCCUAUGUAAAAUUUCUGGGUCCGCCACUGCCCAAUUUCACGUCUCAAAUUAGCAAGCACUCUAACCAAUCUAGCUAUAUCAAGUUUUGAUGAAAAGUUUAUUAGCAGUCACUCACAAACAACAAUAAUGUAACUUCCAAUAAAUAUAUAAGUUCACAAAGAAACAUCUAAGCAAUCACCAUAAACAGAUUCAUCAAAUCUAGCCUCAAAUUAAGAUCAAACGUGUAAGGAAUAAAACACCAAACAUAUAAAAUAUGGUACUUGAAAUAAAUGAACCACUUACACUAGUAAUAGCUAAUAUACUUAUCUUACUUGUAAUUAAUUUAAAAGAUAAUUAUUCUCAUAUGGUUCAUGAUUCUUGGGACAUAAUUCAAAUAUUAUCAUUCCGUGAUGGGGAAGAGAAUAAAAUGAUAUACAUGUUAGGCCUCUAAAAAUAACUGUGAGAUAACCUCUAGAUUGGCCUACAACCACUACAAAUUUAGGCAAAAUACACUUUCAUAGCCAUAACUUUCGCGUUUGUGACAAUAAUAGCCACUUUUGGAGAAAUACCAAAUAUAGCCACUUCCGUCCAAUACUUUAACGGUGUCAUCUAACAGUCUGACUGGACUAACAACAACCAUUGACGUGGCAUAUUUUAUUCAAUUUUAAUGCUUAGGUGGAAAUCAUUAAAUUUUAUCCUUUAAUUUUUAAGUAAAUUAAAUAAAAAAAAUAAAAAAUACAAACAAUAAUCUCAGAAUGAAUACCAAAACCCCUUUCCACGUGGAUGAGAAAAAAAUAAAAAAUGAUCAUACAUUAACUAAUGAAUUUUUUCAGGAUCAAUAUGUGCGUCCCCUUCUCUCUCUUCCAAUAUCAUCUCCCUCACCCGUGCCCCCAAAUCUCAAUCCCUACCGCAAAACACUCUUGCCGACACUACAGCCCACAAACACUCAAACGCGCCGGAGCUCCGAGCAAUCUAAAACUCUCUUGCCCACGACGGAGUUCCCGACCAGCAGAUGGAUCUAAACAUCUACUAUGAUGCUAAGCUUACCAGACUGAAUGGGGAAUCUCACUGCAGCUUGGUUGUGUUCAUAGGAGACGAGAGCAGGGGAAGAGUAGGGGCCCGUGAUCGGCUUGAGGAAGAGUUUCAACAUCGCUACUGCCGACCGUGGAAUUGGCGACUAGGGCGAAAAAGCAAGAAGCUAGCAUUUGUGGCGGUGUUGGCUUCUACUUCUUCUUCUCUACUCCACUACGACGGCUUCGUUCAAUCCGCCAUCAGCCGGGCCUUCAAUACAUGAAUCAAAACCCCGAACCAGGGUUCCCAGCGGCGCUUCGUUCGAGCUUUGAGGAAGGACUGGAUUCCAGCCGUUUCGAGAUCGGGAACGAAACAAUCAGGUGCAGAUCUAGUAUCCGCAGAAGCCACACAUCAAAGUCGCCUCACAAAAAAUGAAAGCGGGCCAAGACUACUUUCUCCUCGCAAUUUCGGCUAAUCGUGGCAGUGAAGCAUAGAGGCAGAGUAAGGGUAGCAGGUGUGGCGGCGACACUGCUUUUUCGGUAGAUUUGGAAAAGUGGAGAAGAGGUAUGCAGUUCGUAGUGGACGGAAGCAGCGACGGUGGUGGAUUGCGGUCGGUGAACUCCACCUCUCUGUUUCUAGUUGUUGGCAUCUGUUAUUAGAGAGCAGCAGACCGACAACAUACUAGCAGAUCUGAACAGAUCUGUUAUGGGUCGGGAAAUCCCAAAUCCCUCGCCGGCCCGAGUCUUCCUGAUCUCUGCUUCUAUUCCCCCCUCGUUUGUUAGAGACAUGGGAUCAACCUAAUAUGCAUGUUUCUCCUUCAAUCGAUCUCUAUUCUAAGCACCAUAUAGUUCAAGAGUUGGUGAAAGUGCACGAAGAUGAAGACAAGAAUCAAGAUGAUGAUGAUGCGAGUUGAAGCUGGCGAUGAUUGUGUAGCAGGAAGUUCUUCGAUUAUGAAGGGGAUGAGAGGAAAAAUCGAUUUUCGUUUUGAUUUUGGAAGCUUCAAAACCAGCGAGAUUUGUAAAAGGGAUUGCCAGAUUUUUUUAAUUCAAUUUUGUGAUUAAAUAAAAAUAAAAAAAUUUCAUUUCAAUUUUUAAUUAAAAUAACACGUGGCGUCUAGGUGUCAUCAACGGAUGAGUUGUCGCUGACGUGUGUGAUGAUUUGGAAUCCUAGUCAGCCUAAUGUUAACCUAACUCACGAAGUUUCUAACUCCGUCAAAGUUUGUAAUGGAAAUGACUAUAUUUGUCAUGAAACUUUCAAAAUUCUGGCUAUAAGUGGUAUUUCUCUAAAAUUGGCUAUUAUUGUCACAAACGCAAAAAUUUUGGCUAUACAAGUGUAUUUUGCCACAAAUUUAUUAACACAUCAAAACUUGGUGAAAAUGAACCGUACAUCAAAUCCCGCGGGCCGAUGAUAGAUUAAUUUGGGCCUGCUGCUCAUGAAAGCCCGCGGGCUUAUUAAAACAAUCAUAUGGGCUUCGACCACUUUGAUCAUUUCGCCUUACGAUUUUCCAGCCCAAUACUUCAAUCUGAACAGAAGAAUUUUGAAAAGGGAAAAAAGAAAUUAUUUCAGGGGAAAGAUCUGUUCCGCGUUUGUUUGUUUGUUUGUUUAUUUUUACACGGUCAGAUUCUUCAGUAUCGACGAUUUCCAUGCUUUUUCCUUUCUUUGGUCUCCAGGUAACGAAACAGCUAAGCGAAGCAAACCCCCUGGCAGUUAAGGCCGUGUUUGGACGACGAGAAUGGAAUAUGUCAAUGAUGGAAUUGAUUAUUGAAGCAGGCCACGGUUAAGGUGUAUAGCUGUGUGCUGUGAGGAGAUGCAAUCGAGUAGUGCUCUUGGCUUUUGCCAUAUGGAUAUGAUUAUGGUGAUAUUGAUGAUUGAAUUUGUAUGCACACAAUAUAUCGAUAUACUACAAUAAGUGUAAUUGUGUAGUCUUCUAGCUUUUUAAUUCAGACGUGGUCAUAUUUGCGAGAUUUACAAUUUUAUCUCAUUACCCGAUCCCAAUAUUUAGUUUCAUUGGUAUUAUUAUUCCUAGCGUGUUCCCUGCAUGAUUUUGACAUUUAACCUGAAAUCCUUCUUUUUUAUUAGUGCAGGUGUCUAUACGAAUUUAGUAAUUAGUGUUAGCCCUUUCUCUUGAUUAGUUUCGAUGUCCUCGUCGCUAGCCUCCAGACCUCCAACCUCGAGCCAACACUCUCGCAUCAUCCAAUUUUCCGACCGCCUCGGCCUCGGCUCAUAUCCUCCUCCUCCUCCUUCGUUCUCGGCCUAUGUGCGAGCUUUCUAGCUCGCCUUCUGUGUUUUGGCGAUCGGCCUUCUCCCUUCUUGUUAUGAUCACCAAACACGCAAAACAACGAUGACAAACACAAGACUUAACACUCUUGGAGUUCUUGCCACUAACCAGUGAGCAAAUGUGAUCUCGUCAAUCCUCCUAACCCUUGGUCUUUCUGUGAGACAUCCCUCCUACAUUGAUGUGCAACAUCAAUGACUUACUUAGGGUUAAUUGACCUUAUUUGUUUGUUCUCCCUUUCUGACAUACUAUUGAUUUACUUAAUCUUCAAACACUUUGGUUAGUCUUGUCAUAGAUUAUGCUUGAAUUAUACUAUUAACAACACGAGUUACUAAAUUAUACUCCACAAACUUGUAAUCUAUAAAACUUUCAAGUACACUUGUCGACAUUUUACCUGCUCUACUAGCUUAAGUAAUUCGACCAACCUAAUAAUAAAGCUUAUAUCAUUCACAUCAACAAACCCAAACUUGGUCUAAAUUUGUUAAACAAAUAAAACUCAUUUGAACUUUGAAGUGCAUAACAUCAAACACCAACCAACCACUAUCAUAUUCACAAAACCAUUUUUUUAUGUUCUCAAAACAAAAACUUAAAAGCAAA